Molecule: messenger RNA, 1599 nt
Organism: Trichechus manatus latirostris (Florida manatee)
Lineage: Eukaryota; Metazoa; Chordata; Mammalia; Sirenia; Trichechidae
Product: dimethylaniline monooxygenase [N-oxide-forming] 5-like
Molecular function (GO): NADP binding; N,N-dimethylaniline monooxygenase activity; flavin adenine dinucleotide binding
Source: RefSeq, a predicted model, not a curated record
AUGCGGGGAAAAAGAAUUGCAGUGAUUGGUGCUGGGGUCAGUGGAUUAGGUGCCAUUAAGAGCUGUCUGGAAGAAGGACUCGAGCCGACCUGUUUUGAAGGAAGCAGUGACAUUGGGGGACUGUGGCGAUAUGAGGAGAAGACUGACAGUGGCAGGCCAAGUAUCUAUAAAUCUGUCAUCUGCAACACUUCCAAGGAAAUGACUGCCUAUAGUGAUUUCCCAUUCCCUGAUCAUUAUCCCAACUAUGUGCACAAUUCCAGAAUCUUGGAGUACCUCAGGAUGUACACGAAACACUUUAACCUUAUGAAAUACAUCCAGUUUCUGUCAAAGAUACGUGGUGUGAGGAAGCGCCCCGACUUCUCCUCCACAGGACAGUGGGAUGUUGUGGUAGAGGCUGAAGGGAAGCAGAAAUCCUAUGUCUUUGAUGGGAUCAUGGUGUGCACUGGCUUUUAUGCUGAUCCAUUCUUACCACUCCACAACUUUCCAGGGAUCAAGAAGUUCAAAGGUCAAUAUAUGCACAGUUGGGAAUACAAGAUACCAGAGAAAUUUCAGGGGAAGAGAAUUAUUGUGAUCAGCAUUGGAAAUUCUGCAGCUGAUUUGGCAAUUGAGCUCAGUCAUGUAGCCACACAGGUAUUCCUCAGCACAAGGCGGGGUACAUGGAUUUGGUGUUGGGUCUGGGAUAACGGGAUGCCCGUGGACACCGUUCUCUUGACUCGUUUUAACUCUGUCCUCAACAAACUCUACCCGACAUUUUUAAUCAACAGAUGGGCUGAGAAUAAAUUAAAUGCACAAUUUAACCAUGACAUUUACGGUUUACAGCCUCAACACAGAUUUCUGAGCUAUCAAAAUACUUUGAGUGAUGAUCUACCCAACCACAUAAUUUCUGGAAGAGUUUUGAUAAAACCAAAUGUGAGAGAGUUUACUGAGACGUCAGCCAUUUUUGAAGAUGGCACGGAAGAGGACGUUGAUGUUGUCGUCUUUGCCACAGGAUAUAAUUUCUCUUUCCCUUUUUUGGAAAACAAUUCAACAGUUCUGGACAGCCAGCUCUCCAUGUUUAAAUAUGUCUUCCCUCCUCAGCUGGAGAAGCCAACCCUAGCUUUCAUCGGCAUCCUCCAGCCAGCAGGAGCCAUCAUUCCCAUAUCAGAACUCCAGAGCCGAUGGGCUGUGCGCGUAUUCAAGGGAUUAAACAAAUUACCUUCAGUGAGUGACAUGGUGGCUGACAUAACAAAGAAGAGAAAAAAAAUUGAAAAAGACUUCCUGAAUAGUCCCCGGACCUCACGCAAAGUGCAGUACAUAGAUUACAUGGAUGAACUUGCCUCUGAAAUCGGAGUGAAACCCAGCCUAUUCUCAUUGUUCCUGUGGGACCCGAAGCUGGCCAUGGAGGUUUUCUUCGGCCCAUGCACCCCAUACCAGUACCGCCUGCAAGGCCCAGGAAAGUGGGACGGGGCUCAGAGAGCCAUUCUGACCCAGAAAGAGCAGAUCAUCAAGCCCCUGAGGACUCGCAUCCUCAGCUGUGGCCAGCCUGUGCCAUGUUUGUUUAGAAGUGUCUGUGCAGCCCUUCUCCUCCUCAUCCUCACUUUAGUCAUUCUAAGAGGGUAA